Messenger RNA from Trichechus manatus latirostris (Florida manatee), 1314 nucleotides. RefSeq names its product WW domain binding protein 1 (gene WBP1). Gene Ontology annotation, molecular function: WW domain binding. Lineage: Eukaryota; Metazoa; Chordata; Mammalia; Sirenia; Trichechidae. Bases 289 to 1098 code for a protein of 269 amino acids. The record is from RefSeq and is a predicted model, not a curated record. The transcript has 4 exons.
GUUGUCUGGGAGAGGGGCUGAGGCGCUGCUCUAGAUUGGUCACAGGGCGAAAUCCCUGAUCUGUUCCUAUUGGCCCGUCCGUUGAAGGGCGAUGUUGAUUGGUAGGACAGAGCAACCUGGGACCUAGUUGGCAGAGCUCUCCCCGGAUGGAAGCUGCGGACGCGGAGUGAUGGUGGCGCCCGCGAAGAUGGGCCGGGCAGGGACCAUGGUGGUGGCGGCAGAGGUGGCAGGGGCGGGGCGGCUGGCGGUAGAGGAGACUCUGGUGUUCAGGGGGCUGUAGGUGGAGGAAUGGCUCGGGCCAGCAGCGCAAACGACAGCGAGGAGGCCUGGGGGGCACUUCGGGCGCCGCAACAGCAGCUUCGAGAGCUGUGUCCAGGAGUGAACAACCAGCCCUACCUCUGUGAGAGCGGCCACUGCUGUGGGGAGACUGGCUGCUGCACCUACUACUACGAGCUCUGGUGGUUCUGGCUGCUCUGGACUGUCCUCAUUCUCUUUAGCUGCUGUUGCGCCUUUCGCCACCGACGAGCUAAACUCCGGCUGCAGCAGCAGCAGCGGCAGCGUGAGAUCAACUUGUUGGCCUACCAUGGGGCAUGCCACGGGGCUGGCCCUGUCCCUGCUGGUUCACUGCUUGACCUUCGCCUUCUCAGCGCCUUCAAACCCCCAGCCUAUGAGGAUGUGGUUCACCGCCCGGGCACACCACCACCUCCUUACACUGUGGCCCCAGGCCGCUCCUUGACUGCUUCCAGUGAAUGCACCUGCUGCUCCUCUGCAUCUAGCUGCCCUGCCCACUGUGAGGGAACAAAUGUGGAAGGUGUUUCUUCCCACCAGCGUGCCCCCCCUCAUCAGGAGGGUGAACCUAGGGUAGCGGUGAACUCUGCCUCCACACCCCCCUCCUGCCGCUAUCGCCGCCUAACCGGUGACUCGGGCAUCGAGCUCUGCCCCUGUCCUGAUUCCAGUGAGGGCGAGCCAGUCAAGGAGAUGAGGGCUAGUGCCACCCCCGUAGAUCUGGAGGACCAUUCCCCUUGUGACCUGCCCCCAGAGUCUGUUCUCCAAGUUUCUCCUGUGGGGCUGGCUUCCAGUGAAGGGGACAUCCCAUAAGUAGUUUUGGGUGGAUGGGUUACUUGUUCACCAGAAACAGCCCUGGUCCCAACUCCUUGAGUUCUCCUUGACCCCUCCCUGCCCUCCUACGAUCUGCCUAAAGAGGCUGGAGCCCUGAGGAGAGAGGCAGUGUUUGGGGACUGUGCUAACUCCACUCCCCAAGACAUACACAGGAGCCUUUGAUCUCAUUAAAGAGACAUGAACCAGCUGCUUGUG